AUGCCCGGGUCGCCGCGCCCCGGCACGCCGGCGCCGCAGGAGGAGGACGACGGCGUGUACCGCUCCCUGUUCCAGCAGCCCGUGGUGGACAUCCCGCCGGCCGCGCCGUCCUACGCCUGGUUCGAGUUCCUGCUGCACCCGGAGGCGCUCCAGAAGCACCUCACGACGCUCCGGCAGCAGCGGAAGCGCGACGUUCACAGCACCACGUCGGCCAUCGAGCUGGUGCGCGAGUUCCUGGACCAGGCGCAGCUCGUGGCGGACGAGGGCAACGUGCGCAACAAGCGCUACAGCGCGCUGCUGCUGGUGGCGGCCCAAGUGGCGCUGCAGAUGCAGCUGUCGCUGGCCGCCAUCGAGGAGGCGCUGCCCCUGCACUUCCAGCGGCUGCUGCUGGACGGCAUCGUGGACUUCGCCGAGCAGCCGCCCAGCGCGCGCAGCGAGUUCACGCGGGACGUGACGCUCCGGCCCUACGAGGCCCACGUGCUGCACAACCGCUGGACGCUGCGCGCGCUCGUGAACCAGUCGCAGAACGGCUACCUGACGUGCAGCACGCGCGGCGAGGGCGAGGAGGUCUCGUCCACGUAUCAGAUGGCGCUGGGCGAUCUCAUGGCCAGCCACCUGCAGAUCGCGCAGAACAUUCAGACGAUCCUCAUGAACGACGACAAGCAGAAGCUGUCGGUGCAGACCCAAGUGGAGACGUACUACGACCUAGGGGUCUACUUCUUUAGCUUCAACGGCUUCGAAAAGGCCUACAGCUGCUUCAGCCGAGCCUCGGAGCUGGUGGAGGACGGGGAGAACGGAGACGAGAGUAUGCAAGAGGGAGGCAAUGCCAAGCUGCCAGCGGACGACCGAGCCAAUCUGGAGGGAUACCUCGCGGCGUGUGAGGCGGUGCUCGAGGUGCAGUCUGUGAACGAGAGCCCUGCUGUGCUCAAGACCCCGAAGUUGCAGAUCGAGAUGGCGUGGGAAGGCCGAGACUGGGACAAGGUGAUCCAACUCCUAGAGAACGACAUUGUCGCGUCCGAGCUGACGCGCCUGCCGCAGGGGUAUCGGGCAGCGCUGGAGCAACAGGCGCUUCGCCUAUUGCGCUCCAGCAGCAACAACUUGAUGGGGGACGACCCGCACGUUGCCACCCCCACCAUUCGGCUUUUCUACAAGCGCAUUGUGAUUGAGAACGCUACCUGCGUCUCCGUGUGCAUCGGCCAGCUUCAAGACGAGAUUUUUCAUUCA
Molecule: messenger RNA, 1224 nt
Organism: Phytophthora sojae
Lineage: Eukaryota; Oomycota; Peronosporomycetes; Peronosporales; Peronosporaceae
Exons: 3
Biological process (GO): snRNA 3'-end processing
Cellular component (GO): integrator complex
Molecular function (GO): protein binding
Source: RefSeq, a predicted model, not a curated record